AUGGAUUGGAUCAAUGCCUCUGGUUAUGUGAUCACUGUCCCUACUUUAGUAAGAAACAGCACUGAUAAUCCAACUCCUGCCCCCAAAAUAGUCAUUGCUAUUUCUUUGUUCACGUCAUUUAUAAUUGGUACCAUCAGCAAUGGCCUCUAUCUAUGGAUGCUGAAAUUCAAGAUGCAAAGGACUGUCAAUACUGUCUUAUUUUUUCAUCUCAUUCUCUCCUAUUUUAUUUCAACAUUGGUUCUACCAUUUAUGGCUGCCUCCUACUUUCAAGACAAUCACUGGGCCUUUGGAAAUGUUUUGUGCAAAGUCUUCAACAGCACUUUGUCUGUGAGCAUGUUCGCCUCUGUUUUCUUGCUCUCUGCCAUCAGUAUUGAUCGUUAUCUUCUCACCCUCCACCCUGUGUGGUCCCAGCAGCACCGAAGCUUACAUUGGGCUUCCCAAAUAGUCCUGGGAAUCUGGAUUUCUGCCACUAUCCUUAGCAUCCCCUAUUUGGUUUUCAGGGAGACACGUGAUGACCAUAAAGGGAGAAUGAUAUGCCAAAAUAACUACCUUGUGUCUACUAACUGGGAGAACAAAGGGAAGCAAAUGUUAAGGCAAUGGAUUCAUGGAGCCUGUUUCAUCGGCCGCUUCCUGCUGGGCUUCCUCCUGCCCUUCCUUGUCAUCGUCUUUUGCUACAGAAGAGUGGCCACCAAGAUGAAAGAGAAAGGACUCUUUAAAUCCAGCAAGCCCUUCAAAGUCAUGAUGACUGCUGUCAUCUCUUUCUUUGUAUGUUGGAUGCCUUACCAUGUAUACAGCGGUUUGAUCCUCACCAUGAACCAGUCACUACUUGUACAGUUGACCCUGGUACUUACGGGGGUGACCAUUACCUUCAAUACUGUUUUUUCUCCCAUUCUCUAUCUAUUCACUGGGGAGAAUUUCAAGGUUUUCAAGAAAUCUACUCUUUCUCUGUUUAAGUCAGCAUUCAGUGAUGAUUCUUCUACAGAAAGGGCACAAAACCUAAACUCAGAAACUGAAAUUUAA
Phodopus roborovskii (desert hamster) is the source of this 1020-nucleotide messenger RNA. RefSeq names its product G protein-coupled receptor 33 (gene Gpr33). Gene Ontology annotation, molecular function: complement receptor activity; G protein-coupled receptor activity. Gene Ontology annotation, cellular component: plasma membrane. Gene Ontology annotation, biological process: inflammatory response; complement receptor mediated signaling pathway; phospholipase C-activating G protein-coupled receptor signaling pathway. Lineage: Eukaryota; Metazoa; Chordata; Mammalia; Rodentia; Cricetidae. The transcript has a single exon. Bases 1 to 1020 code for a protein of 339 amino acids. The record is from RefSeq and is a predicted model, not a curated record.